CCAAUCUCACCGAUUUGAUUCACCGAAAGAGAAACAAAACGGUUCAGGAAGCACCGAUAGUUUCCAAUGGCGACGAUGGAGUUGGAAACCAAGCUACCGGAGGCUGGACCAGCAGAGACGUGCUCCGCCAAGCCGGCGGCGAAGCAAGGCGAAGGUCUUAGGCAGUAUUAUCUUCAACACAUUCAGGACCUUCAGCUUCAGCUUCGCCUCAAGACUCACAAUCUCAAUCGUCUUGAAGCUCAGCGAAACGAGCUCAACUCUAGAGUGAGGUUGCUUCGUGAAGAACUUCAGCUGCUUCAGGAACCUGGAUCGUAUGUUGGAGAAGUGGUCAAAGUCAUGGGGAAAAAUAAGGUUCUAGUGAAGGUGCAUCCUGAAGGGAAAUAUGUUGUAGAUAUAGACAAAAGCAUUGAUAUCACAAAAAUCACACCAUCAACUAGGGUUGCUCUUCGAAAUGACAGCUAUGUUCUUCAUUUAGUUUUGCCAAGCAAAGUAGAUCCGUUGGUGAAUCUUAUGAAAGUUGAAAAGGUCCCUGAUUCUACCUAUGACAUGAUUGGUGGUCUUGAUCAGCAAAUUAAGGAGAUUAAAGAGGUCAUUGAACUUCCAAUCAAGCAUCCUGAAUUAUUUGAAAGUCUUGGAAUAGCUCAACCAAAGGGUGUCUUGCUGUAUGGACCUCCUGGUACUGGGAAAACAUUAUUGGCUCGGGCAGUAGCGCAUCACACCGACUGUACUUUCAUUAGGGUUUCUGGUUCUGAGCUGGUGCAGAAGUACAUUGGAGAAGGUUCAAGAAUGGUUAGAGAGCUUUUCGUGAUGGCCAGGGAACAUGCUCCAUCUAUCAUUUUCAUGGAUGAAAUUGACAGUAUUGGAUCAGCUCGUAUGGAAUCAGGGAGUGGUAAUAGUGAUAGUGAGGUGCAGAGAACAAUGCUGGAACUUCUUAACCAGCUGGAUGGUUUUGAAGCGUCAAACAAGAUCAAGGUUUUGAUGGCCACAAAUCGGAUUGAUAUUCUUGAUCAAGCUCUUCUCAGACCUGGACGAAUUGAUAGAAAAAUUGAGUUCCCAAAUCCAAAUGAGGAGUCUCGUUUUGAUAUCUUGAAAAUACAUUCAAGAAAAAUGAACCUAAUGCGGGGGAUUGAUUUGAAGAAGAUUGCUGAGAAGAUGAAUGGUGCAUCUGGUGCUGAACUUAAGGCCGUUUGCACAGAAGCUGGAAUGUUUGCUCUAAGGGAAAGAAGAGUGCACGUGACACAGGAAGAUUUUGAGAUGGCAGUUGCGAAGGUAAUGAAGAAGGAUACAGAUAAGAACAUGUCCUUGCGGAAGCUCUGGAAGUAGAUUAAAGUUUACCGAUCCGCUAUGUUCGUUGCUCACAAACUAAACUCUCAAACCAAUACGCUCAUCGGUUGACUGGCUCCUGUUGGGAAUUAAAGGACGGUAGACUCUUCCCUCCAUGUAAGCUUCUCCAAGUCCUUACACUCAAAAUGCGUAUGCCUAUUCCCACUUUGAAAAUUGAAUACUCUGGAGGACCCUCAUGGCUGUCUUGUACGUCAAAUUGUGAUACAUUUUGUUCUGAAGGGCAUUUGUGCUUUCUUGUCGAUAUUCUCUUAUUUUCCAGGUCUUCGGGUGGGAACGGAACACUCUUUUCCCCUCCAUAGAACACUUUUUCUUGGGAGAGGAAUUUUCAUGUGGUACAAGUCUCUGAAGAAAAAUUAAAAUUUGUAUUUCCUUUAUCAAA
Molecule: messenger RNA, 1723 nt
Organism: Momordica charantia (bitter melon)
Lineage: Eukaryota; Viridiplantae; Streptophyta; Magnoliopsida; Cucurbitales; Cucurbitaceae
Gene: RPT6A
Product: regulatory particle triple-A ATPase 6A
Molecular function (GO): ATP hydrolysis activity; ATP binding
Source: RefSeq, a predicted model, not a curated record